Saccostrea cuccullata (small rock oyster) is the source of this 678-nucleotide messenger RNA. RefSeq lists its product as uncharacterized. The transcript is spliced from 5 exons. The annotation marks the transcript as partial. Lineage: Eukaryota; Metazoa; Mollusca; Bivalvia; Ostreida; Ostreidae. The record is from RefSeq and is a predicted model, not a curated record.
GUCUCCGGAAAAUGUGGUACAUUUACUUGCACCACUCUGCAAAGAUGUGUUAUCACACACUCCGGACCAAGGUGUUUACGGAUAGGUUGUGAAGUGCCCAAAAUAAAAAAUGCUAUUUAUAAUGGUGGUAUCCUUCUGUUCCGGAACUCGAUGGAGUGUAAAGCUGGAUACAAGGGUUUAAAUCAGGUGUUCUGUGAAGACUGGGGAUUGGAUAAGAAUAUCACUGCAGAGUUUAAAUGUUAUAAGGAAUCCUUGGGCUGGAUACUGGUCUACCGAAGUCAGACUGGAUUGAACACAUCGGACUAUUUUUCGUUCCUCUCUAACGGAACAGGCGAUGAAACUAACGAGAAUUUUGACGACGAUCAAUGUGCCACAAUAGCAAAGUCCCCCCUGUGUUUUUCAGACUACAGAACAUCACUGAUUGACCAAUGGGACUCGCUGAAUAUUUCUCAAGUACGAGUCCAAUUGCACAAAAGUGGUACGACGGUGGCUGAGGUGGUUUUCAAUGGGACGGGUACAACAAAUAUAAACUGGUUUUCCCCAGACCGAAUCCUGUCAAGCUCUUGGUCUGAUGUAACCCCUAGCCAGACGUACAACUAUUUCUCUAUAGAAGGACAUAGGAAUGAGUUCAAACUGGAUGAUUUUGCUACAGAAAGUAACGAAGUGUGCUGCAAGUGA